AAUAACUCUGCAUAACGAAUACUGAAGGAAUAAAUUUAGUGGUCAUGAACCCAAGAUUCAAAGUUAUGCAGACGAUCAUUACAUCUGACGAUAAGCAAACAUUAGGUGAUGCAGAUGAAAGCAGAAUCCCGGAAGUUGCUGCCAAGUCAAACAAACAAGGAAUAAAUCAUACUAACUAUGGUAAAAUGUCGUACUGGUCCUAUUUGUGGCGAAUGGCUCGUCGAUAUAUAUUGUGUCCUGAGUCAUUUAUUCUCAUAGUUUUGUUAGUGGUUCUUUACAACACAUUUGUGAACGUCCCACCUCUAUGGAGACGAGCGAAACAAAAACUAGGGAUUCCUUCCAGGAAUUUUAUAUAUCAAAGUGGCAGUAGUUCACAAAGAAGUGAUGAUCUAUACUGGCCAUCUGACCCUAACAGAUUUUCAUGGGAUUUUAAAAGUAGCAAUGUAGCUGCCUAUUCAAUACAAGGACGUAGGCCGCAUAUGGAAGAUAGAUUUCGAAUUCAUAAUAAUGGCAGUGAAGUUUCAUUAUAUGGAAUUUUUGAUGGACACGGUGGUGAUUUUGUAGCUCAAUACGCAAAAGAUAAUUUAUUUUCCAUGGUGCUAUCCAAUGUGAAUGACAAUGAUGAAGAACAUGGGGAGAUUUUAACCAAACAAAUCUUAGAGGUGGAUGAACAGAUUUUACAACAAACAAAAAAACAAGAUGAUUUAUCAGGGUCAACAGCUCUAGUUGCUAUGGUAACCAACAAUACACUGACAGUAGCUAAUGUAGGUGAUUCCAGAGGUGUAAUGUGUGAUAAGGAUGGUAAAACAGUUCCACUGUCUGUAGAUCAUAAACCUAAUGAGACGAAGGAACAUCAAAGAAUUAAAGACGCUGGUGGCUUUGUAGGAUUUUACGGUGUAUGGCGAGUAGCAGGGAUUCUAGCUACAUCGAGGGCACUUGGAGAUUACCCGUUAAAAGACAAACGUUUUAUAAUUGCUGAACCUGACAUUCUAACAUUUAAUCUAAACGACGUUCAACCUAAAUUUAUAAUUUUAGCUACAGAUGGAUUAUGGGAUUGUUUUUCAAACGAGGAGGCAGUGCAAUUUAUUUUAGAACGUUUAGACGAACCACAUUUUGGUGCUAAAAGCCUUAUUCUACAAGCAUAUUAUCGUGGAUCUUUAGAUAAUAUAACAGUUAUGGUAGUUAAAUUCGAUAAAAGUAAUUUUGAAACUAAAACAAGCUAGUCACAA
Molecule: messenger RNA, 1229 nt
Organism: Ruditapes philippinarum (Manila clam)
Lineage: Eukaryota; Metazoa; Mollusca; Bivalvia; Venerida; Veneridae
Product: protein phosphatase 1L-like
Exons: 4
Coding region: 45-1223 (392 amino acids)
Biological process (GO): negative regulation of canonical NF-kappaB signal transduction; positive regulation of canonical NF-kappaB signal transduction; protein dephosphorylation
Cellular component (GO): nucleus; cytosol
Molecular function (GO): protein serine/threonine phosphatase activity; cation binding
Source: RefSeq, a predicted model, not a curated record